Rosa chinensis is the source of this 612-nucleotide messenger RNA. RefSeq lists its product as uncharacterized. Lineage: Eukaryota; Viridiplantae; Streptophyta; Magnoliopsida; Rosales; Rosaceae. Bases 45 to 533 code for a protein of 162 amino acids. The record is from RefSeq and is a predicted model, not a curated record. The transcript has 2 exons.
UGCUGCAUGAAUUGAAUGUUGCGGUGGGUCAAGUGUCGAUAAACAUGUGGAAGAUGUUAUUGGCUUUGACCGCUUUGUGGGAUUUGUUGGGGUGUGAAUUUCUGACAGUGGCUGAAGUAUUAUUCUUCUGCGAGUUGACCUAUAACGAGAGGAAAAAAUGUGGCGGGACCGUUAAGCUAACUCCUCGUCCUAGAGCCCCGAAACUUUUGGAACAUACGCCUGAUUCCUCCACAACAUGGCGGGCUGCUGUGUGUGUUUCCACAGAAGGUUGGGAGUAUGACAUGAGGCCGGAUGGGGCGAAGGUUCCGCGGUUCCGGGUUCCUUCGAAGUUCCAAGCCAUAAAAGAGGGUUGGAGACCGAAGUUGACGAACGUUGAACGACAGCGUGUGUGUCGGGUGCACUACUGUUGGGAGCACAAAAGCUGCUUAGAUCUUCGCGUCCUCUCGCAUUGGUCACUACUUAUCCGCCUACGCUUGACUCGGGAACCUGGUAAGUGUAACCAAUUUUAUUCAAAUUGUGACUUGACGUUGUAGCUUGUCUGAAAAGUGACGGUGGUCAUGCCUUCUUUUGUAGUCACUAUUCGUACGAACAAAAGAACCACCGAAGUUCUUA